CACAGAGGAAAAUCUCGACCCCCAUCUCAACCUAAGUCGAAUUUCGUCCAGAAAACACCGAAAUCAGCUUCGAAUAGGCUGAAAUAUAAAGGCCAAUAUCGAAAUCGAGUUGCCUACGUUGUGAGAACUCCUUCAGUCAGUGAACACGAGGUGGGUUCUUCAAUUAAUCGCAAAGAAGAAAAUUUUAAUGGCAGCAACAAUUCAGGAUCGAAGACCAGUUCGAGUGAGCAGGUAGUUGGUGCUUCUGAUUCAUUGGACGAGGCUACCAGUGUUUCAAGUCGGUUAGAAGAAGUUCAAUUAUCAGUGGAGCCGCUGAGGAUCAAAGACCCUUUAAUUGAUGGUUCUGACGCAGUGGAAGAGGUGAACAAUAUUGCAAGAAGAUUAGAAGAGCUUCGUUUGGGUGUAGAAGAACCAGAAUUGUCAGAGGAACGGCUUAGAAUCAAUGAUCAGUUGCAGGAGGAUGAGCUACUGGCGAUGAAGGCCAUAUGUGGGGACAGUGCCUUUACCCUGCGCAGAAUUGGAGACCUGCGAUCUUUUCAGAUCUAUAUACAUGUCGAUGCCCCAGAUGAACUCAUCAUAUCCACAAAGUUUGAUUUAUCCAAAGAAAAGUUAAAAUUUGGAUCAAAAGCUGUUGACUCCAUCACCAGAACUGAUGCCUUAGACGAAUUUUCAUACAGCUUUAAAGUUCAACAUCUUCCCCCGAUAAUUUUGACAUGUUUACUGCCCAAAUCCUACCCAAGUGAUCUUCCUCCUUAUUUUACCAUCUCUGUCCAGUGGUUGAAUUCUGUGAGGAUAUCCAGUCUUUGCCACAUGCUGGAUUCAAUAUGGAUGGAUCAACCACAGCAAGAGGUUAUAUACGGAUGGGUGGAGCGGCUACACAGUUCCUCACUUUCUAUCCUUGGGUUUAAUAAUGAAGUACUUCUUGGUCCCUAUGACAUGUCGGAUACUGGAGAUAAGCGCGCAAUUUCAGGAAUUUUAUCACCAGAUGUUGAUAUUCCUUCGUUAAUGAGUUAUAACAGAGAGAAGUGCCAUGAAACUUUUCUCAAUAACUUACAUGAAUGCUGCAUCUGUUUUAGUGAGUAUGCAGGCACAGAGUUUGUCAGAUUGCCAUGCCAGCAUUUCUUUUGUUUGAAUUGCAUGAAGACUUAUUCACAAAUUCAUAUAAAGGAAGGAACUGUCAGAAAGUUGCUAUGUCCUGAAGCAAAAUGUGGAAGCAUGGUCCCUCCUGGGCUGUUAAAACCCCUGCUUGGUGAUGAAGAGUUUGAACACUGGGAGACCUUACUGUUACAGAAGACACUCGAGUCAAUGGCUGAUGUAGUCUAUUGCCCGAGGUGUGAAACACCUUGCUUAGAAGAUGAUGACAAUCAUGCCCAGUGUUCCAAGUGCUUUUUUAGCUUCUGUAGCCUUUGCAGAGAUCGGCGCCAUGUCGGAGUAGCUUGUAUGACACCAGAAAUGAAGCUUCGCAUCAUGCAGGAGCGGCAGAAUUCAUCUCAACUUAAGGAUGACCAAAAGCGUAGAGAGCUUCAAAUGAUUAAUGAGUUGCUUAAUGUCAAGGAAGUACUUCGAGAUUCUAAGCUAUGCCCAUCCUGCAAUAUGGCGAUCUCCAGAACUGAAGGUUGUAACAAGAUGGUUUGCAGCAAUUGUGGGAAGUACUUCUGCUAUAAUUGUAACGAGGCAAUUGAUGGAUAUGAUCAUUUCAGGGAUGAUUCAUGCAAGCUUUUCCCAUCUGAAGUGGUUAUGAACUGGGAGCAGCAGAUGAAUGGUCGCCAGCUAGUAGCUCAGAUGCAAGCUCAGCUCUUUACAGAUCAUACUCACAGAUGCCCCAACUGUGGUCAAAGGAAUGUGAAGAUAGGGAAUAACAACCACAUAUUCUGUUGGUCUUGCCAAAAGCAUUAUUGCUACUUGUGCCAGCAGCUUGUCCGGCGUAGUUCCGAGCAUUAUGGACCCAGAGGUUGCAAACAGCAUACAGCAGGUGACAACAGACAAUGACUAGAGCCAUCUAUCACAAAGAGAUUGAAUUCAAUUUUAACCCAAAAUCAUGUUCACUCCCAUCAAAUUCUGAAGUGCUGGCACGACGAACACCUCAAAAUCAUUCAGUUUCUUUUUACUUUUUUUAUGGCAUUGAUUUUUUAAUAGGUUCGACGGAAUAUAUAUGCCAUACAUACAUGAUUUGUAUUCCAAAAAAAAAUAAAAAAAAAUGAUCCAUUUCUUUUUGUAAGAGUUGCCUUGGUGUUUAACAUUUCUGUUCUUUACCCUUGCUUUGGUAUGCUUAAAAUUUAGCGACCAUUUAUUUGAGUAUGUGAUAUCUUUGAUUACUAAGCA
Messenger RNA from Macadamia integrifolia, 2322 nucleotides. Its product is annotated as E3 ubiquitin-protein ligase RNF14. The record is from RefSeq and is a predicted model, not a curated record. Gene Ontology annotation, molecular function: ubiquitin protein ligase activity; ubiquitin conjugating enzyme binding; zinc ion binding. Gene Ontology annotation, biological process: protein polyubiquitination; positive regulation of proteasomal ubiquitin-dependent protein catabolic process; ubiquitin-dependent protein catabolic process. Lineage: Eukaryota; Viridiplantae; Streptophyta; Magnoliopsida; Proteales; Proteaceae. The transcript has 7 exons. The annotation marks the transcript as partial. Gene Ontology annotation, cellular component: cytoplasm; ubiquitin ligase complex.